AUGAAUCUACGAUCAUGGGCUUCCAACAGUCUAGAAAUACAGAAGUUAGCAGCAGACGACAAAGUUGCUGAAGAAGACGAAUCCAGCAAAGUGCUAGGAAUGCUAUGGAAUACAAAAUCAGACACGCUUACAUUCGCACAGAGAGAUAUUCCAGUCUUAGACAGUGUAACAAAACGAGAUAUAUUGAAGUUUUCCUCUCGCAUAUACGACCCUCUUGGCUUACUUAGCCCGGUGACCGUUCGCGCAAAACUACUUAUGCAAGAUAUUUGGAAACAGAAAGUAGACUGGGAUGAACCAUUAUCAGAUGAGUAUCUACAGAAAUGGAAUAUGCUAACAACAGAUUUAUGCUCUUGUCACGAUACCCAUCUCAGCAGACGAUAUUUACCAUCCAGCGACACUAUCCAACAGUCUUUUGAAUUGCACGUGUUUGUGGAUGCAAGCAUUCAAGCAUACGGAGCAGCAGUUUACAUUAGCAACAACAUACAAUCAAGAAUCGUGAUAUCAAAGAACAGAAUUGCACCAGUGAAGCCAUUGACCCUCCCGAAGCUUGAACUCAUGGCUGCAGUUGUAUGCGCACGCAUAGCUAAACAUGCACAGGAUUCAUUACAAAUAGAAAAAGUAACGUUUUGGUCCGACAGUCAGAUUGUUUUGAGUUGGUUAUCGAGCGAUAAACCAUUACAGCGAUUUGUUAGAAAUCGAGUCGAUGAAAUAAAGAGUUUGAGUGGCGACUUUCCUUGGCGAUACUGCCGUACGAAAAAUAAUCCAGCCGACUUAUUGACUAGAGGAAUCACAGCACGAGACCUAAGUAUGAGUACCCUGUGGGAAUCCGGACCUACCUGGCUUACAGACAAACUUCAAUGCCAACCUGGAACGAUAGAAAUUCUACAUCUUUACAAAAGAACACACAAGAGCUGA
Mercenaria mercenaria is the source of this 915-nucleotide messenger RNA. RefSeq lists its product as uncharacterized. Bases 1 to 915 code for a protein of 304 amino acids. NCBI's taxonomy places the organism in Eukaryota, Metazoa, Mollusca, Bivalvia, Venerida, Veneridae. The transcript has a single exon. Gene Ontology annotation, molecular function: nucleic acid binding. The record is from RefSeq and is a predicted model, not a curated record.